AUGGCCUCUCUCUUCUUUCUCCCCCUCUCUCUCUCUCUCCCUCUCUCUCGUCGUUUGUUUAAUGUUUCUUUAUUAAGGUUGGAACUCCAUCUCUCUGUUCAUGAUCGCGCCUUUCAUCUCUUUCUUUCUUUUUUUCUCUUCACUUUUUCACACUUCCUCUUUGUCACCCUCUUUUCUUUCUUCUUUUUUUCUCUCUCCUUCAAUUUUUCUAUUUUCCACUUUUCCUCUGUAGUUUCACUGCUCUUCUCUUUUCCUCUUUCCCCCUCUUUUUUCUCUUCUAGUUUCUUUAUCUCUUCUCCUUUUUUUCCUCCUUCUUCGCUUCCGUUCUUCGAUUUGCGUAAUAUUACCAUUACCAUAUCUAUCUAUCUAUCUAUCUAUCUAUCUAUCUAUCUAUCUCAAAAUUACUCUAUUUCGAACCACUAUACUUUAAUCUAUCUAUCUAUCUAUCUAUCUAUCUAUCUAUCUAUCUAUCUAUCUAUCAUAGUCUCUUCAUCUAUCUAUCAUAGUCUCUUCAUUAUCUAUCUAUCUAUCUAUCUAUCUAUCUCUUUUUAUCUAUCUAUCAUACAAAGGAUUAAUAUUUCUAUAACCAUUACCAUAUCUAUCUAUCUAUCUAUCUAUCUAUCUAUCUAUCUAUCUAUCUAUCUAUCUAUCUCAAAAUUACUUUAUGUCAAGCCACUGUAG
Molecule: messenger RNA, 681 nt
Organism: Acanthosepion pharaonis
Lineage: Eukaryota; Metazoa; Mollusca; Cephalopoda; Sepiida; Sepiidae
Source: the annotation of a GenBank genome assembly